AUGCCACCUAUGGACCCGAAUGAUAAAUCGCCUUGGAAGUCGAUAAAUCACUUUAGCGCAUUGCCAUAUGGAUGGAUUCCGGAUGACAGUGUUGAGUUCUUUACAUAG
Trichoderma gamsii is the source of this 108-nucleotide messenger RNA. RefSeq lists its product as hypothetical. The record is from RefSeq and is a predicted model, not a curated record. The transcript has a single exon. The coding region runs from base 1 to 108 and encodes 35 amino acids. Lineage: Eukaryota; Fungi; Ascomycota; Sordariomycetes; Hypocreales; Hypocreaceae.